Molecule: messenger RNA, 963 nt
Organism: Seminavis robusta
Lineage: Eukaryota; Bacillariophyta; Bacillariophyceae; Naviculales; Naviculaceae
Source: the annotation of a GenBank genome assembly
AUGCUGCAAUGGUUGCGGGAACAAGGAUGCCCUUUGAAUGAGAGUGUGUGUUCGUUUGCUGCCAAAAAUGGCCAUCUGGAGACCCUCAAGUGGGCUCGAGCAAAUGGAUGCCCAUGGAGUAGUUCUACCCUCUGGUGUGCUGCUGCAGGGGGGCAUUUGGAAACCCUCCAGUGGGCUCAUGAAAAUGGAUGCCCAUGGAGUUUGGUGGUAUCCCGUGAUGUAGUAGCAGGUGGCCAUUUUGAACUGCUGAAAUGGGCCCAUAACCACGGCUGUCCAUGGGAUGCAUCGACCAUCUAUGAAAUUGCUAUACAUGGCAAUUUGAAAAUGCUAGAGUGGGCUCAGCAAAGGGGAUGUCCAUGGCAUGUGUAUGCAAAGAGGCAGCUCGACAUGGGCAACUGGAAGUCGUGCAGUGGGCGCAUGAGAAUGGGUGUCCAUAGGAUAGAAGAACUUGCCAAUCUGCUGCUAGAGGGGGGGCAUUUGGGAAUUCUUCAAUGGGCAUAUGAGAAUGGAUGCCCCUGGGAUGAAACAACUUGUGCAGCUGCAGCUCGUGGAGGCCACUUUGAAAUUCUAAAAUGGGCUCACCAGAAUGGCUGCCCGUGGGAUACCUUUACAGUCCAUGAUGCAAAUGCAGGUGGCCAUUUGGAAAUCGUCCGUUGGGCUCGUCAGAAUGGAUGCCCAGAAGGGGUGGUAGACACAGAUGACGUUUCCGACAGUAGCGUUAGCGAAGAUCAGAAAAUGUAUAGCGAUCUGUCGAUUAGCUGGUUGCUCGUUCUUCGUACGGUAGAGUCGAGUCGAGUCGAGUCCUCGGUCUGUUGCUUGCCUUGGCCACGGAAAAACGUUGCUUUGGCCAUGGAAAAUCGAGGAUCGUUUCGAUGGACGGAAAAAGGGCGACUGCACCAUAACAAAAGUCGCGUACUCAAGGAAGCUGCAGCACGCUGUCGAAUUAGAAAGUGUACGCCUUGA